Suillus discolor is the source of this 3537-nucleotide messenger RNA. RefSeq lists its product as uncharacterized. Lineage: Eukaryota; Fungi; Basidiomycota; Agaricomycetes; Boletales; Suillaceae. The record is from RefSeq and is a predicted model, not a curated record. The coding region runs from base 120 to 3197 and encodes 1025 amino acids. The transcript is spliced from 2 exons.
GGUUCUCUUUGUUCUCCCGCGUUACGCGAUCGCUAAUUUCUUUUUUUCCCUUGUACUAGAUUCAAGGCGCCGGCGUGUUUGACCGUCGUCUGGCUGCAACAAACCCCCAUGAAGAACUCAUGGAAGAACAAUCUGAAUUGCAGCGUAAACUUUCAAGAAGGUCCUCAAAAAAUACAUCAGCAAGGUCUUUAUGGAAAAGAAAAUCCACAAAGAAGACCGCCGCAGCACUAGCUACAGCCGCUGGACCUGCACUUAAACACCUGGACCUGCAAUCUUCUCAAUCUCUAGUCUCUAUGGACUCAAAACUCGCAAACGACAUUUCAGACGAAGACCACGAUUUUUCUGCUUUCAUCUCUCGUUCAAUAAUCCCAGAUCCUCUAGGUGAACUACCAGCUUGGUUCAAGAAAGAGAACGGCAUGGCUGCUGCAAACACUUCAUCUUAUAGGAUAAAAUAUCCUCUGCAUAAUCCAACAGGUCCCAAGUGGUACAAGAACUACCACCUUAUUCCCCCUGCUCAGCUCAAUCCUAGUAAUCGUCCACCGUCCGUCUUCUCUCCUUCAUUUCCACCAAUGGCUUCCACUCUCAACGACCGUUCAGAGGACUCUAUCCGCUUGCCUGGCCCGAGCCGCACUCCCUCUGGCACUUCCCUUCAAACUCCCUCUUCCUCUCAGAUUCGCAUACCAGAAUCAGGUGGUAAACCUCGCAGCAGAAAAACUUCACAGGAUAAUGCCGAUUUGCUCGACGCCUCUGACCCCUGGGGUACUCACUGGCAUCACCAGUCCCCGUACGAUACAGGCACGAAUAUAAGUCCCGUCUCAGUCGACCCUCCCGAGGGUCGCUCUCGUUCUCGUUUGUCAAGCAUGAAUGGCACACCGACUCGUCGUAAGACAGUCACCCCGUCUCCAUUAUCUCAAUCUACAUCCGCACUGCACACACAACCAUCUGAGCCGAACAUCACCCGUAAACUGAGUAAACGCCGAAAACCCGUGUUGGGCAACCUGUUCAAUGGACAGGACUCGUUACAAGUGCCGGAUACAUCUGCGCGUCGUCACUCCACUAUCUUGCCCACCUCCGUGCCUAAUACAUCUACUGUAGCUCUAUCAACGCAUUCCUCAAAGAAGGAGCGACGAACAAGUGUCUUAGGUCGACUGGUGAGGAAGUUCAGCAUGUUGACCAAGUCUACUCAAGACGUGGGACCUACCAUCAGCGAACGAGCAGAGGAUGAAGUUGCUGCACCUUCUGAGCCUCGCCGCUCUUUUUUCUCCCAACGACAGCCUUCUCCAGAGAAGACGUCGAUGGAGAAGAAGCACUCGGAUCCAUCCAAGCGUGUACCGCCGCCACAGAUAGAAAUUGACUUACAGACAACGGAAGGGUUGGGUCCUUCGCCAGAAUUGGAGCGCGAGAUACCCGACUAUCGGUCGUCUAUCUCGUUGGAGGUGCCAUUUUCGCCUGGACGGUUGACGAUAGCAAACCCAGAUGCGCCCAGUACGGGAGGGAGUACGCCGAUCAGGCUAAGCCUUGCGUUGCCGCCUGAGGACUCGCCUCACAUAAGUGUUUCACCGCUACUACAGCCCGUGCAGCACCGUCACGAUAGGAACCCCAGCAGGGAGUCGGUGGCUCAUCCCACUAGCAAGACAUCGCCUGUCAAACGCAAAAGCCCUGCACCUGCACCUUCACUCUCUGUUCCUGAUGCGGUUCGCUCUCCCGCGAGCGUUCAGUCACUACCACCGUUAUCCACCCAUCGCCGCGCCCCGUCUAUUCCCUCGUUGUCGAUGGGCCCGUCUUCCUUGUUGACCUCGCCCGUGGCAGCCCCGGAGGUCAAAACAUUUCAUGCUUACUCCAUCGCCACCGCCGCCAUUAUAUCAACGUCGGAUGACUCGCCCUUGUCCAGGGCAUCAAUCCUUGUCAACCCACCCACACCACAUAACCCUGACGAGUUACACGCGGACCUUCCGUUUGAAUUGCCUGAAAUCGAGAGGGUACCGAGCAAGGCACCCUCACGGGAGACAUCUCCCGUCAAGAAGGGUGAUGGUGAAGUACGCAUGGCCAAGUCAAACUCCACGACGAGCCGGAAGACGGAGACGUUCAGGUUGGUGAGGAACCCGUCUGAUAAGGUUUCAUCGUUUGAUAAUACUAUCACUGCUGAGGGUGAGCAAUGGACUGUCGUCAAUUCUUCUGACGCUCCUCGCCGGAGGCGGACAAAGGAGAAGCCUGUAGAAAAGAGCGAAAGGGUGGAAAGGGUAGAAAAGCCAUCGUCGCGGUCUUCAGCGAAUUACCACGAGAGCGAGAGGGUCGAAAAGCCGUCGUCGCGGUCAUCGACGAAGGAUCGUGAGAGCAGUAGGAGGGAUCAACGAAGGCAGGAUAAAGCUGCUCAUGAAGCUGUUGAGAACCAGGGACGUGCGGGUAGUAGUAGUCAAGGUCAAACGAAACGGGCGAAACCAGAAACAGCCGACUCCGGCACCCUCUUGGAACGUCCUUCGCGAGCGCGUAGUUUCGAUACCACCUCCCGUACGAGCGUUAAUCAGCCGAUGGUGUUUAUGCUUCAAGGCGAGCCACCUCGUCAGCGCAAGAGCGAUGACCGGCCACGCGACUCCUACAACCCAAAGCCCAUCCGACCUGGUCCGAGUCCUAUUUCUGGCAUCGCACAUGUCGAACGCAUGCCUUCAAACACAACCCGUCCAAUUUCGGAACUCCCACCUGCUGCAGAUAUCAAUGCCCUUCGCGCACGCGAGGCAUGGGAAAUGGAUCGCUUAUGGAAAGGCAGAAGCAUGAAUCACCAGGAGUCCAACAUGAUUGCCUCGCCGUCCAGUCGCGAUUCACCGCAGGUCAACGGAGAGUUCAGAGUAGAUGCCUCUGGGCACGGUUCGAGUCACACGUCGUACCUCGUUCAGCCGCUCCAAGCACAUCCUAUGCCCGCGAGCGUGUUUUAUGCCAAUAUGCCUUCUGCGCCUCCCCCAAUUAUCUACACUGCCUCGUCUCCGUAUGGACAGGUGCUUCAUCAGGCCUCCCACCAGUCUGUUUACCGAUCCCUCCACAACUCUUUCACGUUCCCUUCUACAGAGCCCCCAGCAGACUCCCCUUCUCGCCAGAACCCUCUACCACACCCCCCGCGUGAAUCAUCCUAUCAACCCGCAUACUUGUCAACCCUUGCAGAUCGAGGCAGUGGAACUUCCUUGGAUUAUUGGACGAACAAGUAACUUACCCACUCGUACCCUCACCUUGAUAUACCACACUGCUCAUGCUCAACAUCACGCAUUUCAGCGUUCAAAUACAAGUCCUAAUUUAGAUCAUACUGCAAUCUGUUUUUCUUCAUUUCUUCAGUGCCCUCAGGGCUUUGUGAUUAGGCGGAUGUUCUUUUUUCAUUCACUCUGUCUUACUACUCACUUGUUAUUGAUUUGGACUGGAAACAUUUUAUGUACCAGCUCGAUUAAUUGAGCGCAAUGCUUCGACUACUAUGUAUUUACAAUCAUGAUUUCCUCACUCUUUGUAAAGUAUGAAAACGAUCGAAUUUCGUUAUAAGUACAAUUCGCUUUGAUA